GGGUUGCGGCAGCCAUAUUUCCGUCGUGUCAGAUAGGCGGGGCGCAGACACUGUCUGAGACAUGGAGGGUAGGGAGAGUAAGGAGCCAGAACAGCUUCGAAAGCUGUUUAUUGGUGGUCUAAGCUUUGAGACAACAGAGGACAGCUUACGUGCUUACUUUGAGAAAUGGGGCAUGCUCACAGACUGUGUGGUGAUGCGGGAUCCAGGGAACAAGCGGUCACGUGGCUUUGGCUUUGUCACGUAUUCUUGUGUUACUGAGGUAGAUGCAGCCAUGGCAGCUCGGCCCCAUAAAGUGGAUGGUCGUCUUGUCGAGCCUAAACGGGCUGUUUCCCGUGAGGACUCAAACAAACCAGGGGCGCACAUGACAGUGAAAAAGAUAUUUGUUGGUGGGAUUAAGGAUGACACUGAAGAGUGUCACAUACGAGAAUACUUUGAGCAGUAUGGAAAAAUUGAGAGCAUCGACAUAAUGGAGGAGAGAUCAACAGGCAAAAAGAGAGGGUUCUGCUUUGUCACUUUCGAUGAUCAUGACACUGUAGAUAAAAUUGUUGUUCAAAAAUACCACACCAUAAACUCUCAUAACUGUGAGGUCAGGAAAGCACUACCAAAACAGGAAAUGGUUUCUAACCAGAGGUAUCGUGGUGGUAUGGGCGGUAAUUAUAUGGGCAGAGGAGGCAAUUAUGGAGGUGGAAACUUUGGUAGAGGUGGCUAUGAAGGAAGUCGAGGAGGCUAUGGGGAUGAUGGCUAUGAUGGAUUUGGUGGAAAUGGUGGAAACUAUGGUGGUGGCCCUGGCUAUGGGGGUGGGCGUGAAGGAUUUGGUGGAGGCCCUGGUUAUGGUCUCCAGGGAGGUGGUGACGGCUAUGGAGGAGGAUAUGAUCAUUAUAAUGAUAGCCGAAACUUUGGUGGGAACUUUGGUGGAGGAGGAGGUGGAAACUACAAUGACUUUGGGAAUUAUGGAGGACAACAGUCAAAUUAUGGCCCAAUGAAGGGGAAUAACUAUGGAGGAAAAAACUCUGGUGCACCAUAUGGAGGUGGCUAUGGUUCAGGGGGUGGUGGUGGCUAUGGCUCAAGGCGAUAUUAAUGUGUGAAUAUUUUUGGCUUCAGGUGGACAGUUAGAAGGAGAUGAUAUGAGUGGAGAGGAGAUGAGAGGGGAGGGCAGGGGCAGCAGGUUACUGAGAGAAAGCCAGGACCUGCUAGUCAGAACGCUAAAAAUGAAGGCUCAAUAAAGGACUGUUCACAUUAGCUACAAUAAGCAAAUGAGUGUAGCCAGGUACUUAUUACCUAGUAUGUGUUAGUGUAUGUACAUUCCUUUGUUUUGUUUUUACUAGGUUAUUACCCUUUUGCAUUUUUGUGCACUUUGAAAAUUUAUUGCUUUUUUCAUAGUAAUAUUGAAUGUUGAUUCAUGUACUCGGUACAUGAUCUCAACCGAUCGAGUGUAGACUACUAUAUAAAUAUAUAUACUGUAGAUUAUAUAGGUAUAUUGUUAUCACAUAACGUCAUAAGCUAGCUGCAAGCUAUGGUGUUUUGGAUUCAGUUAUGUUUUAAUUUUCCGACAGUGAUGAUUAUCAGUGUCAUGUGUCUUUUUUUGCUAAUGUGUUUGUGCAGUCUUGCAUUGUAUGCAACAAAGUCAUAAGCAGUGUAGACUUGUCAGAAUGGUGGUCAGUAUGUUAACAGAUUCAUUUGCAUAAAUAGAGAGUCUAGAUUGUUAAAGUAAUUUGAAAAGUUAAAAAAAAGGUUAAAUAAAACUGUAGAACAAUUCCUAAUUGAA
Messenger RNA from Trichomycterus rosablanca, 1765 nucleotides. RefSeq names its product heterogeneous nuclear ribonucleoprotein A3 (gene hnrnpa3). The record is from RefSeq and is a predicted model, not a curated record. The coding region runs from base 62 to 1078 and encodes 338 amino acids. Gene Ontology annotation, cellular component: catalytic step 2 spliceosome. Lineage: Eukaryota; Metazoa; Chordata; Actinopteri; Siluriformes; Trichomycteridae. Gene Ontology annotation, biological process: mRNA splicing, via spliceosome. Gene Ontology annotation, molecular function: mRNA 3'-UTR binding. The transcript has 11 exons.